AUGUUGCUUACUUCAAUUGGGCUUAUGCUCGCCUUGCUGAAUCUCACAGCUGCAACCAAAGAGCCUUUGCAGGUUGCACAUUAUGAUGACAUCAAAAAUGUCAACCCUGCUAUCGGAAUCGCACCACCAAAACCUUAUAAGUUUCUUCAAUACAUUGGGUACGGUCUCGGGGCUCCUGUUCCAGGCACUAUCACCAUUCAAGCGUCAUCAGCUAAGAAUGCUAUCUUUGCACCUUAUCUACUUGCUGGCGCGCCCCUUGUAAUGCCAGUUGUCUUUUCCAACUACACUGAUAGCAAGGUUCUUUCUUUCGACUUGAAGAGCAUAGCAGACGGCUGUUACGCAGCCACCCAGAAUGGCAUUCUGGCCCCAGCUAUCAACUGUACGAUCAGGUACACGGGAACCAAAAGAGAUGGCAAGGAGGUGGUAUAUGACUCAGUUUACGGUACUGGGGAGAUUCUUGGACUUGCACUGCACGCAAUUCCAGUCAAGAGCCAUGAAUUCCCAGUGCUUGAUUUCAGCGACUUGGUACAGGUGAAACCGAAAAUCAUCAAAGCUACAUUACCGAACCUUCUGGGAGCUGUAGCUCAGAUGGCGUUUGACGACAUGACGUAUGAGGUUACCUUGAAGUAA
Molecule: messenger RNA, 630 nt
Organism: Ascochyta rabiei
Lineage: Eukaryota; Fungi; Ascomycota; Dothideomycetes; Pleosporales; Didymellaceae
Exons: 3
Coding region: 1-630 (209 amino acids)
Source: RefSeq, a predicted model, not a curated record